AUUCAAUAUGAAUGUGUAUAGAGCAUUGUAAAUUAGCUAUUCAUUAUGGUCUUGAUUAUUACAUUUGAGAAUUAAUUAAUUUUAUCAAAUUUAAAUUUUUCGUCUCUUAUACUACUGAAUAUACUACUAAUUUUUGGAAUUAAUUAUUUGAAUAGAAGGAACUAAAUGAAUCUAUCUUGGAUCAAUCGAAUGAAAUCUUAAAAAUACAGAAAGUACCUUGAAUAGAUCUAUAUAUAUAUAUGCAUGUUUGUGUUGUGUGAAUAAGAAGCUCAUAGAAGAACUAUAUCUCACAACUUCCAUUGACAAAUGAAUCAAAAAACUACAUCAUAUAUAAAAGUAGUGCUACAUUUUUAUGCACAAUCAUUUUCUAGUCAGUUUUUAUGAAUUUUGAGCUACCUCUUAUUUUUAUGUAGUUCACAAUUAAUGAAUCUAAUGAAAAAUAUAUCAGAUAAACGUGAUUGAUUCAACCAUUAACUCUUGUAAAUUUUCUCAUCAGCUCAUGGUGUUAUGGAGAUUCACGAAGGUCGUCGUCUAAUUCUGAAAUGCAAAGUACAAGGUGAAACAAAUCCACAAAUUAAAUGGUUUAAAGAUAAUAAAUCUAUAAAUAUGCCAUUACAUCCGAAUAUUAAAAUUACAUCUUCAACGAAACAUUCAGAAUUACGAAUAGAACACGUUAUAACUAAUGACACUGGAAACUAUUCCUGUCGAGGAGAAAGUCAACAGAAUCAAAUAAGCAAAUGGGUUUUCGUUUCAGGCAAGUUUUUCUUUAUAAUAUUCAUUUAAAUGUUACAUUACAUAAACGAAUAAAUAUUUGAUCAGAAGGGGUUUUGUGGAGAUUUCAGUAUUUUCAUAGUUGAAAUCAUGAGUUAAUUGAAGCUAGACCACCAUGGAAAACCUGGAGGUACUGGAUGAUUUCAACUAUUUAAAUCUCCACAAAAGCCGCUUCUGAUUAUAAUCAUAUGCUCACUAGUGACUGGCUUCAUGAGGUAUUUCCUGGAGUCCUAAUGAGAAGCAGUAACCACUGGAAUUCAACCAGGUCUGUUGUGAGAUAUAAACUCACUGAAGACAAUUGGUGAACGGUUGCUCAAACUUCGUGGAUUGGUUGAAGUUAGACAUUAACACCUCGUAUGCCGGCUUAGUGGUCUAUCGGUUGAGUGCUCUGGCGCGAGACUGGUAAGUCCUGUGUUUGAAUCUCGCGAGGCGGGAUCAUGGAUGCGCACUGCUGAGGAGUCCCACAAUAGGAUGAAACGGUCGUCCAGUGCUUCCAUGUUUUCUAUUGACUCAUGAUCUGAACUAUCAAAAUUAUUAUAAUAUCCACAAAACCCCUUCUGAUAAUAAACAAUAAGUUUUAUUCACUUAUGAUAAAUAUUUAGUAAAUACAUUUAUUUGUCAUAAUUCAGACUAGUACAUAGAAGACUGUGAUUAUUGGUUGACAGAAAAAAAGAAAACGGACUGGUAUUUGUCUCACAUCAUUAUUAUUCGGAGGUAUAUUAGUUUCCUUAAUUUUGUAACUAACCAAAUUGUUCACUAAUGUAUUUCAAUAAAAAUAAUUUAAAUCGAAAUUGAAGGUUAAAUAACAUGGAAGGGAGAAACCCAAAUAUAAAAAAAGACGGAAUAUUUGAUGGGUGUAUUAUUGGAAAAAGUAAUAAUAUUCAAUAAACGAUUUAUCUUUGUCUGGGUGGGUUUCUUUUACUUUUUUUCUUUAGAAUUUGAACACAAAACUAUAAAAUACACAUUAAUAACCAUUUUUCUCUAAUGUGAAGAAAAAAAAAUCAAGAACCCACCCCCCUCAAAAAUAGAUUGGAUAAUACAAUUAAAACUUAGUUAUGUAUAAAAUCGAUUUUCCCUCUAAAAUUAAUUUUUAAUGUAUUAAAUUUUCUGGAUCAAAAAAUACAAAAAAAUAAACAACCAAAAUGUUACUGAUAUUGAUUAUAGCCUAUUUUCAUUUAUUCUUUCUUUCUUUUUUCUUUGUUGUUGUUGUUGUUGUUGAUAUAUGAAGUGUAUUCAGCUUGUCCAGUGAAUAUUUGUAAUAUGGGGACAUGUUUCAUUAUAAAUAACAAUUCUCUAUGUAGAUGUCCAGAAACUCAUACCGGUGAAUUUUGUGAUCAACCUGUGUCAAAUGAUAAAAUCACAAAUAAAUUAAUCAUGAAUACCCAACCGAUUAAAAAAAACCUCAACUAUUUACAGUCUGAUUCAAAAUCAUCACCUUCUGUUGAUCUAAUUAAUUCUGUAUCCGUUUUAAAUGAUAAUAAUCAACAAUCUAAACAAAAUAUGCAACUAUUAUCAGAAAUAAAACGUGAAAAAUUCGAUUUGUGUACCCUUCCUGAAUUUCAAUUUACAACUGAUUGUUUACAUGUUAAAAGUCAUUUGACUACAUUCAUCGGCACUGCAAUCACUUGUUCAAUGAUUAUAUUGCUGUUAACAUUUUGUGCAGCAUACUUUAGAAGGAGAAAGCUCUUAAACAAAAGAAAACAAGAUUGUAGAUGUCUAUCGAAAGAUAAUAAAUCAGAACCUGUAAAUUCGAAUAAAUCAGCUGAUCAUAGAUCAUCGUCAGUCAUGAAAGAUUCUACAAAUAUUUUUAGUAACGAUGAAGUUAACCAUUCAUUCAAUCCCUUCAAAUCUAUAUCAUUUGAAGGUACUCUAUAUACAGAUUCCAUAAAUAAAAAUUUCAGAAACUAUAAUGUUGACAUACUUCAGUCAAGUAUUACAAACUCAAAUCAUGGAUUUAUGACUCAAGGUAGUAAUAAUAGUGACAUACAGAUAUCAAGUAAUGGUAACGAUAAUUUAACAUAUAACUGUUCGAAAAAAUUUCCCAAUUCAUCUUCAUCAUGUUCGAAUACUGCUUAUGUUGUAUGGACUACUACCCCUGAAAUCAUUCGAGAUGAUGAACGAGAACUAAACAAUAAUUCAUUAGAUAAAAUAUUGAUACAUACAAAUGCUCAACAACAACAACAACAACCAAACUCAAAAGAGCAACAAUUACUAUUUUCACCAACAACUUCGUAUAUUUCAGCUACUUUACCAAAUUCUUUUAGAUCACAAGAAAUUAUUUUAAAUAAUGAUGCAUUAUUUAAUCAGAAUGAUCUUAAUGCACUACUGUCGUCUACAACAUCAUCAUCAACAGUGAUAUCUGGACCUAAUUUAUAUAAUCCUGUAAAUGUUGAAUUAGCUGAUAUAAGUAACAAAAUGGAGCCGUUGAGUGAUGUUUCAGUACUGAACCCAAUGGAAGCUGCAACUAAAUCAAAUUUUAUCGUAAGCAAAUCACAAAAACCAAAAGAAACUGUACAAUCUUAUACAUUUUGUACAAAUAUGGCAUAUUGUGAUUCCAUAACAAAUUCACAGAUAUCCAAUAUAUCUACAUUAAUUACCGAUAAUUCAUUACAACAAUUUACAACGUUAGAUACAGUUUUACAACCAGUUGAUGCAAAUGAAAGUUUUCUUAAACAUGUUUACUGUACAUCAGAUACAUUUAUGCCACAAUCAUCAUCUACGACGAAUACAUGUAUUAUUGUUGAUCAAGAUAAUUUAAAAUUUGGCUCAAAACUUGUUUAUUUUUGUCCAAAUACAUAUCCAGAAAACAGUUAACUGAAUUUCAUUUUGAACACCUUAUACAUACAUAUUAACAUUAUCAAUGAGAUGUCACAUUCCAUAAUUAUGCCUAAAAUAAUGUAAUGUACACUUAUGUUUAAAUAGAGUAUACAAACAAGCUAAAUUCAUUAAAUGAGUUGUAUAUUUUAAUGAGAGUAAUGUACAGUAAAAUACAUUCUAUGUAUUAAUCUGU
Molecule: messenger RNA, 3781 nt
Organism: Schistosoma rodhaini
Lineage: Eukaryota; Metazoa; Platyhelminthes; Trematoda; Strigeidida; Schistosomatidae
Source: the annotation of a GenBank genome assembly